AUGGUUUCCCCAGCCAUCGCCUUGGCCUUCCUCCCCUUCGUGGUCACCCUCCUCAUCCGUUACCGCCACUAUUUCCGGCUCUUCUACCGGGCGGUGCUGGUCCGGCGGCUGCAGGACUACCUGACCGGUGUCCCUCAGGAGGAGAGGGCCUUCCAGUACGUCUUGACCCAUGCCAUCCCUGGGGACCCCCAGCACCUCCUGGAAACCUUUGACCACUGGAGCAUCCACUGCGAGUACCUCAGCAACCUGGGCCCCCAAAAAGCCAAGAUCCUGGAGCGUCUGAUCUAUGAGAAAGCUCCCCUCACAGUCCUGGAGUUGGGCACGUACUGCGGCUAUGCCACCAUUGUCAUUGCACAGGCACUGCCGCUGGGCGCUCGGAUCUACUCUGUGGAGAUGGACACCCGCAAGGCUGCCGUGGCCGAGAAGGUCAUCCGCCUGGCUGGCUUUGACGAUGAUACGGUGGAGCUCAUUGUGGGACCCUCGGAGGACAUCAUCCCCCAGCUGAAAGAGAAGUAUGGCUUGCUCAGAGCUGACCUGGUCUUCAUGGACCACGGGAUCCGAGGCUACUUGCGUGACCUGCAGAUGCUGGAGGCCCACGACCUUCUACCUGAGGGGGCCACUGUCCUGGCGGACAACAUCAUCUUCCCGGGGGCCCCCCGCUUCCUACAAUACGCAAAGGCCUGCGGGAAGUACAAGUGGAGGGUGCACAGGACCAGCCUGCCAUACUUCCGGGGCAUUCCAGAUGGGAUGGCGCAGCUCACGUACACCGGGCUGCAGUGA
Molecule: messenger RNA, 780 nt
Organism: Sceloporus undulatus (fence lizard)
Lineage: Eukaryota; Metazoa; Chordata; Lepidosauria; Squamata; Phrynosomatidae
Gene: TOMT
Product: transmembrane O-methyltransferase
Exons: 3
Coding region: 1-780 (259 amino acids)
Biological process (GO): dopamine metabolic process; catecholamine catabolic process; developmental process
Molecular function (GO): catechol O-methyltransferase activity
Source: RefSeq, a predicted model, not a curated record